Kwoniella mangroviensis CBS 8507 is the source of this 1707-nucleotide messenger RNA. RefSeq lists its product as uncharacterized. Bases 1 to 1707 code for a protein of 568 amino acids. The record is from RefSeq and is a predicted model, not a curated record. Lineage: Eukaryota; Fungi; Basidiomycota; Tremellomycetes; Tremellales; Cryptococcaceae. The transcript is spliced from 10 exons.
AUGUCUAAAAUUGUGAAAGCUGUGGGACCAUUCCCUGCUUGGGUCCAAGAGCUAAGAAGAACAGGAUCGGCAACUUUGAGCAGGAAUGACACACUGAGACAACCACCUCCAGUUCAUGGAAGUAUAUCUGACGAGCUCUCGUGGCUUGCUCAUAGAGGUGCUGCUGAACUUCUCGGUCUUCCUUCACCGUCGUUCCGGUUGAGCCAUGUAAGAACGUCUGUAGAAGCUAUUUACGGGUACUGGCAUGGAAAGAUGAGUACUGUCAGAGGUCAGCCGAUGGCGAUGGCACAGUGUAUACAGGAUGAAAUGGAGUUCAAUAUGACCAAUAUUCCCAUUCUGCCCUCCUGUGAUCUUGGCCCACUCGACGACGAUUCGAAAUACACCUAUGCCGUUCUGCGCCCUCUAAUAGCGGACUUCAACAUGUACAUUUACGCGGUAGAGCUUCAAGACGCUUUGGACCGUAUAAAUGCUAUUGAUCCAACGAUACUCAAGGCCAGUGCUAAGGAGUCGGGAGCAGAAAUAGAGUGGAUAAGGCAGCUGGCCGGUCUCAUGGUGGAAGAAGCCAGGAUCACUUUGAGGUUAUUCUGGGCUGCUGGACCUGGUAAAGAACUGGUCAAAAUGAGCUUGAAUAAACCAUGGCAUGAAUCCACGAAUAUAGCUAGGGAAAUGCAUAUACACCUGAAUAAACCGUUAGAAGAAGUAGAAAAGGAUAGUCCGUUCGAUGCUGCUUUCGCUGCGGUGUGUCUGAAUCCUGAUGAAAGAGGGACAGGUUAUGGUACUUCAGAACUCACAAACAUCCUAGCACUGGAACAAGCUACCCUUGCAGAAACAGAGUUGAAGAAGAAGUAUCCAUAUGCUAUUCAGAUGGUAAUGGGUGAAUAUCUAAUGGCUUUAGAGCUCCUACACGAACUUCCACCUCCUACCUCACCUUCCGUCGAGCCCCAUCGACCCAAGACAUUUGCCGUCCGACUCAACGUAUCUCAAUCAGCUUCCACCCAGAUAUGUACAGCCUUAUCAUUCGUCCGAUCAAUGUGCGUACGCAGUACUGCUGUAGAGAAUUCGCCGCAACUAUGGGAAACCCACAGAGAGAUUCAAGGCAUAUUUGCUAGAGAAUUGAAAUUACCCAACGAAUUGAUAGAUAAGCUUUUUCCAUUUAUGAUUGAUAUACCUGAACCGAAGAGAUGGAAGCCCGUCAACGAUCAUAACCAACCGUUAGAAGGCAGCUUAGAGAAUGGAAAAGGCACAGAGAAAACUGGAGAGAAGAGGAAGAGGGAAACGUUCCAGGUGAAAAGGAAAGAAUACAAAUUGUGUAAACAGAUGUUCAGUGGAGAUGAUAUAGAUGUUACAUUGCCGGAAUUGAGCGGGUUGUUCCGUUCGAUUGGUUUCAUUAUCGAGAAGAUCGGAGGAUCCUUCAUUCGCUUUGCUCCACCAAAUAACGCUGGUAGCCCAUUUAUCGUCCGUGUGCCAGUCCAUGGCACAUUUUAUCGCGAUGGUGAAUUUCCAAUAGCGUUGGAGAAUAUACACCAUCUCGUUGUCGACCUUUUCGGAUGGGACCUCGAUUGGUUCACUCUCAAGACGGAUGCGGAAGAUGGGAAAAUCGAUGAGGACGGAUCGGACGAGGCGGACUAUGACGAUUUGCAUGGUGAGUGCAGGAAAGGGAUGUAUGUGUUCAAUAACAACGGGGAUAUCCUUUCAGAACCACAUUGA